This is a messenger RNA of Platichthys flesus (European flounder), 2993 nucleotides long. It is a transcript of the gene st8sia2, whose product is annotated as ST8 alpha-N-acetyl-neuraminide alpha-2,8-sialyltransferase 2. NCBI's taxonomy places the organism in Eukaryota, Metazoa, Chordata, Actinopteri, Pleuronectiformes, Pleuronectidae. Gene Ontology annotation, molecular function: alpha-N-acetylneuraminate alpha-2,8-sialyltransferase activity. Bases 4 to 1167 code for a protein of 387 amino acids. The record is from RefSeq and is a predicted model, not a curated record. The transcript is spliced from 6 exons. Gene Ontology annotation, biological process: N-glycan processing; oligosaccharide metabolic process.
GCCAUGCCGCUUCUGCUCCGCACGCUGAUGUUCGGCUUGCUCACGCUGCUGGUGGUGGUCCUGAUCAUUGACGAUAUCGCAGAAGUGGAAGAAGAAACUGCGCACACUGGACGUUCAAAGAAGACGAGCUCGCAGAGGCUUGUGCCUAAACCACACACAAGAAAGACUCCAGUACACGUGGAUCCGACCGCUCUGACAAGAUUGAGCACAGAAACAAAUCAUCGUCAUUGUCCGAGCUCCAAUACGACCGCCAAGCUCUCGUCAAACAACUGGACCUUCAACAAGACGCUCUCCAACCUCAUCAGGAAGAACGUCCUGAGAUUCCUCGAUCCAGAGAGAGACAUCUCAAUUCUGAAGGGCACUCUGAAACCUGGAGACAUCAUCCACUAUGUGUUCGACCGCCACAGCACAACCAACAUCUCAGAGAACCUCUACCGACUCUUGCCGACUGUUUCCCCCAUGAAGAACCAGCAUCACAGGCGCUGCGCCAUCGUGGGGAACUCUGGGGUCCUGCUGAACAGCAGCUGCGGUCAGGAGAUCGACUCUCACGACUUUGUUAUAAGGUGUAACCUGGCCCCAGUGGAGGAAUACUCCUGGGACGUGGGUACGCGGACAAGCCUGGUGACCAUGAACCCGUCGGUCGUGCAGCGGGCCUUCCAGGACCUGGUCAGUGACGAGUGGAGGAAUCGCUUCCUGCAGCGGCUUCAGAGCCUCAGCGGCAGCGUGCUGUGGAUCCCGGCGUUCAUGGCCAAGGGGGGAGAGGAGCGCGUGGAGUGGGCGCUCCGUCUCAUCCUGCUUCACACUGUGGACGUACGCACCGCCUUCCCCUCCCUGCGCCUCCUCCAUGCUGUCAGAGGGUAUUGGCUGACCAACAACGUCCACAUCAAGCGUCCGACCACCGGCCUCCUCAUGUACACGAUGGCCACUCGCUUCUGUGAUGAGAUCCAUCUCUACGGCUUCUGGCCGUUCGCGCUCGACCCGCAGGGCAAACCGGUCAAAUACCACUACUACGACACUCUGAAGUACGAGUACACAUCCAGGUCCAGUCCGCACACCAUGCCUCUGGAGUUCAGGACCCUGAACGCAUUGCACAGACAGGGGGCGCUCCGGCUCCACACUGGGACCUGCGACCCUGAGACGAAACCACAGAAGGAGCCAGUAGCCUGAUGGACGAUUGUCAUGGAAACCAUCAUCUUGACUGAGUAGACUUUUUACAAACAGUUUUCUUCUUACUGUACUUUAUGAAACUUGAAUAACUUAUUUUCAGCUAUUGAAACAAACUUGAUUUUCUAUUACAAGCUCUUUUAGUGACUAACUUCUCUGGUGCAUUUGACCUUUUAAUGAGAUUUCUAUGAGAAAAUUUGAAUAAUGAAACCUUUUUUGUCCAGCUGAUUUAAACCUAGGUUCCCAGUGUGAUUGCUAUCUACCAUUUAAAUAAUUCAAAACGCAUUUGUGUAUUUAACUUAGUUAUAACAUGCCAUAAAUGAAAAGUCCCAGUUUAGUAUAUGAUAGGGCUUCGUUAGGCAGUUUGUUAUGUCAGUUUUUACCCAGAAUGUGAACCGCAUGUGGAGGUGACGAAAUGAAUGUUGUGAGUCUCCGGUUGGGCCACAAGAUGGAAGCACUUAACUUUGAGAGGGAACGAUGACGAUGAAAGGAAAGUGGGUCAACUCUUCAAACACUUGUUUUUAAAUAUGACAAACCCUUUUCAUUAGGCUCUUUGAUAAAACAGUUAUUCAAUAUUUAUGUUUCCCUCUGGUCGAGGACAUUUUACAUGUAUGCCUUUGUAGCUUGAAGUACCUUUUAGAAUGUUCAUAUUAAACCAGUUAAUUCAUAAGCAUAAAUUUAAAUAGUGAACAUGUUGGGUUACCUUGGGAGCCAGUGAACAGAUAGAGGCAUGUCGGAUCGGGCUCGGCUCCUGUGAGAUUGUACCGGCUGUUCACAUAAGUAAAUUUACACAGGCUUAGUAAACCCCCUUUGUAAACUUCUCUUUAAAAACACCAGCCCUGUUUCCACACUGACUGUCAGACUGUAGCUCUGUGGUGGUAGUCACACUAAUGAAUGUAGCGUGAUGUUCUUACACUGUAAGAAAUGAGCCCUGUAAUGUGCUUUCAAUGAAUUCCUGAGCAGAUGUAGCGAUGCUCUCAGUGUGACAACACUGAGAAGAGGAGGAGCUGAGGAGUUGUUCGUCUUAAUUCAAUUAUAAUGUUCUAUAAUGUGUUUGGUUUAGUAUUCAACCAAUAUAGGUUGACAAAGAUAUGUGUGGAUUUGAUGACACUGCCAGUAUUUGUGCCUAUGAUAUAAUUAAAUUUGCCCAUUUCGAAUCGGACCAAUCACAUGCACAUGACUUUUUGACAGGAUGGGAAGUACAGGAAAGUAGUUUCGUAGUUGUUUUGAACGUGUUACUCGCUUCUAAAGCCAAGAUAUGUUCAUCGGAACUUUAAUAAACAGAAUGUACAAAAAAAGUGUAUUUCAAUGCAGGUCUGUCGACUUGGAGUUCUUGCCAGGGAUGAAACUCCAUUUCAGCGCCAGACUGAAUUUUCCAAACUGUUUAAAUCUUGGUUUAUAUUUUUGUACUUCUAAGCUCCACCUCAGAAAAAGUCUGUCGGGCUUUUAGGGAGUUUUUCAGGAGUCGUCAUGCCACUGGGCCUUUUUGCUGUAAACUCUUUAAUGGGUAUUUUUCUGGAACAGUUAAUAAAAAUAAUUAACCGAAGCAUUUGAAAUAUCCCGAAAGCUCCUGCAGAUAAACAAGUAGCCUCUCAUGCGCCUCAUGUGAUUUGUCCAUAAAAGUGUUGUUUUGACAGGAUGUGCCUGUUGACAUUGAUGUUGGCCUUAUUUCUUUGCCAGUUUAGUUAAGAAUAGACAUCAAAGUGGUACCAGAGACGUCAGCAGCGUGAAACAAUGAAGGGUUUGUUUGUGAAGGCUUUUCUGCGCUAGGCAAAAAACAGACACGCUCUGAGACCAGCACUAUUAAGUUAAUUAACCCAGAGUCUGGU